Messenger RNA from Fusarium subglutinans, 2271 nucleotides. RefSeq lists its product as uncharacterized. The record is from RefSeq and is a predicted model, not a curated record. NCBI's taxonomy places the organism in Eukaryota, Fungi, Ascomycota, Sordariomycetes, Hypocreales, Nectriaceae. Gene Ontology annotation, biological process: protein N-linked glycosylation; cellular response to oxidative stress. The transcript is spliced from 7 exons. Gene Ontology annotation, cellular component: endoplasmic reticulum membrane. The coding region runs from base 1 to 2271 and encodes 756 amino acids.
AUGGACAAGUCUCAAAGCCAACCAGUCACACUUGCACCAGAUCCAGACGUCAAAUCCAGGGACCAACCAAUGGAUCACAUCUUCAAGGCCGUAGCGUGGUCUGAGGAAGAAGAUGAACGGCAGCAGAACGAGAGGCGCCUAUCCCUCGAGGCGCAGGGGCAAGACAAAGUCACCCGUUGGAUGAGAGACGGACUACAGUACGGGGUUCUCUAUUGCGAUCUUCUGCCAGACAUCUCCAGCGUAGUACGCCCAGUUGACAAGUCCGGCAGUUACAUGGACAUGCUGCCAUGGUGGAACCCGGAUUAUGAGUCUAGUGCAACUCUAACAACUACCGAGAGAGCUACCCCGAUUCCCCAGGUCAAGACUCAAUUGUCUCCUGAUGAGCAACAUACCGACGACAUCAAACGCGAGAAGGCGUUCCAUGAUCUUCUGACCAAGGCUGGGGGACGCCCCUGGUACUCCAGGGAGCUCAUCGACAAAGUCGCCCAGAAUCCAGAACACCACGCCGAGCUUCUUGGGUACUGGAAACAAGACACUACCGGAUCGGGGAAGCAAGAAUGGAUGGUGUUUGAACGCCAGCUGGAAAGGUGGAACCAGUUUUGCCGUUAUCAGCUGAGAGUGAGACGAAACCGGGAUACAUUUGACGAAUACCUGGCGCGAUGUACCAAGUGCCUCUCUAAGCAGUCUCUCACCACGCCACUUCAUAUGAGACCAGAUCCAGCAGACCAGGAUCCAUUGUCACAAUGGCUUGAGUAUCUAUGCUUCGAGGUGUCAGAUCGCAAAAAGUACUCGUGGUAUAAGCGCUAUAACCAGCAGUAUGAAAGCGCCUGGCAGACACUCGUUGACUCCAAGUUGUUGGAAUUGCACGAAGACCGAGGCCAGAUUGAAGCAGCAGAAUAUACGCCAGCAUCAGAUGGUGAAAGGACCAAACUAAGACAAGCCGUCGAGGUGGCUAGUUCAAACGUCUUAUUAGCGGAGCGGGAUCUGUUGGACCCAAGUGUCAGGGGGCCCGUAGCACAACGGAAACUCUUCGAGACUCAAGCCAAGCUUGACUCUGCAAUUGAAGCCUUCGAUCAUUUCCAACGUCGGGGGGAUGCGAUCAAGGCGUUUCUCCAGACCACCUCUGCCUAUCGUGAGGCAAGGCGUGGAGCUCUGCGACACCAAAUGCUUUUACGAUGGAUGCGGCAACAAGUCCCGCUGAUAGAGGAGGAUCUUGGCCUACCGCCUUCGACAGGACAUUCGGUUGUGGAUGCCGAGAUGCUUUUGGAGACGGAUAGCGACGAGAGCGACGACCAGAAACUGAGUAUCGACUCUUCUCGCACCGAGUUGAUGGACACACUUGCCGGGUUGCAACGAAAUGAAAGCAAAAAGCGUCUCGCGAAUGGCCUGAACGAUCGAUGUGAGAUGGCCAAUCCCCCCCCCGUUCGUCGGGGCUCUUCUACAGGCCAUCUACCUUUACCUCCACAACCGCUUGCGCCCGUGACCUCGACGCCUAGCAAACCUCCGCCACGACCGCACACGACCAAGACAGCUCCUCCCGAGAUCGAUAGUCCCGUGCAUCCGUCUCUUCUUCAACCCCGUGUCGCCGUCGUUCUCAAUGUCCCCAAGCCAUGGCACCCGUGGCUUUUUGCCCUGCGGCUCUUCUCUAUUCUACCGGCGUUGUGGUGGGGAUUGCCUUCUGCGCUUCAGCUACUGUUGCGCGUCUUGCCAGGACCAGAGAUUGUAGUUGUUGUGCCUUCAACGACAGGAGGAUCUGUGGCUAUGAGUGUCGAGGCAGAUGCGCGAUACGCCCUGACUGAGACUGGGCUCGCGACUAUAUGGUGUUUUGCUUCGGGAUAUUUAUCAUUCUUCUUCACGGACUGUCUGAUGUCCAGAUGGCUCAUCAAUUAUACCCCACAAGCGACCAUGGUUCGCCUACUCACAACCAACUUUUGUAACGCAUAUCUCACUGCGUUUGUGCUCUCUUUCACGGGUGGUUUCCAAGACCCUCGUCUCCUCCUCCCAGGCUGGGUUGGCAUAGCCACUACUCUUACCAUGAUGUAUCACGUCACUCACCAAAAGAUCAACAUUCGCAAGGAGACGUCUACCUCCAUCAACGUCUUCUCCAUAGCUUGUUCCAUCACUAUGGUGACUCUGCUGGUACACCUUCAUCAGUCCACACCUGACUACCCCCAGAUGCCAAUUGUAGCUUCUGGUCGGCGCGCCUUUGAUGAAGCAUCGCGCGUUAUCACUCAGAUCAGGGGAAGCAUCGAGCAGCAUGAGGACCUGUAG